Molecule: messenger RNA, 2987 nt
Organism: Leucoraja erinaceus (little skate)
Lineage: Eukaryota; Metazoa; Chordata; Chondrichthyes; Rajiformes; Rajidae
Product: glycogen phosphorylase, muscle form-like
Exons: 20
Coding region: 106-2661 (851 amino acids)
Biological process (GO): glycogen catabolic process
Cellular component (GO): cytoplasm
Molecular function (GO): glycogen phosphorylase activity; pyridoxal phosphate binding
Source: RefSeq, a predicted model, not a curated record
UUCAGUCGCUAGCGGGCGGUCAGUCAGUCGGUCGGGGCGGCUGCAGCAACUCCUCCAUCCGUCCGUCCGUCCAGCGGGCCAGUGCCACUAGACUACAGGGCAGACAUGUCGCGGCCACUCACCGACAUGGACCGGAGGAAGCAGAUCAGCGUGCGGGGGCUGGCGGGCGUGGAGAACGUGACGGACAUCAAGAAGAACUUCAACCGGCACCUGCACUUCACGCUGGUCAAGGACCGCAAUGUGGCCACGACCCGGGACUACUACCAGGCCCUGGCCCACACCGUCCGGGACCACCUGGUCGGCCGCUGGAUCCGCACCCAGCAGUACUACUAUGAGAAAGACCCCAAGCGUAUUUACUACCUGUCGCUGGAAUUCUACAUGGGCCGCACUCUACAGAAUACAAUGGUCAACCUGGGACUACAGGGAGCCUGUGAUGAAGCCAUCUAUCAGCUCGGGCUGGACAUCGAGGAGCUGGAAGACAUCGAGGAAGAUGCCGGGCUCGGCAACGGAGGUCUGGGCAGGCUGGCCGCUUGCUUUCUGGACUCCAUGGCGACACUUGGACUGGCUGCCUAUGGUUACGGAAUCCGGUAUGAGUUUGGCAUCUUCAACCAGAAGAUCGCCAACGGCUGGCAGAUUGAGGAGGCUGAUGACUGGUUGAGGUUCGGCAACCCCUGGGAGAAGGCCCGCCCGGAGUACACCAUCCCCGUCAACUUCUACGGACGAGUUGACUACACCCCCGACGGGGUCAAGUGGGUGGACACGCACGUUGUCCUGGCUUUACCGUACGACACGCCGGUGCCAGGAUACCGAAACAACACCGUCAACACCAUGCGCCUGUGGUCCGCCAAAGCUCCCAACGAGUUCAAGCUGGAUGACUUUAAUGUCGGUGGCUACAUCCAGGCUGUGCUGGACAGGAACCUGGCGGAGAACAUCUCCAGAGUUCUCUACCCCAACGACAACUUCUUCGAAGGGAAAGAACUAAGGUUAAAACAGGAGUAUUUUGUGGUCGCCGCCACUCUGCAAGACAUCAUCCGCCGCUUCAAGUCCUCCAAGUUUGGGAGCCGUGAUCCCGUGCGAACCACAUUUGAAGCCUUCCCUGAUAAGGUCGCUAUCCAGCUGAACGACACCCACCCAGCGCUGGCCAUCCCUGAGCUCAUGAGGAUAUUCAUCGACAUCGAGCACUUAAGCUGGGAGAAGGCUUGGGAGAUCACCAACCGCACGUGCGCCUACACCAACCACACGGUGCUUCCGGAGGCCCUGGAGCGCUGGCCCGUGCACCUCUUUGAGCUCCUGCUGCCCCGCCACCUGGCCAUCAUCUACGAGAUCAACCGGCGGCACAUGGAGAACGUGGCGAAACGCUACCCGGGGGACAACGCCCGCCUGGGCCGCAUGUCCCUGAUCGAGGAGGGGGACAUGAAGAGGAUCAACAUGGCCCACCUCUGCAUCGUGGGGGCGCACGCCGUCAACGGAGUCGCCCGCAUCCACUCCGAGAUCCUGAAAGAGACCGUCUUCAAGGACUUCUACGAGAUGGAGCCCAGCAAGUUCCAGAACAAGACCAACGGCAUCACUCCACGACGCUGGCUGGUCCUCUGUAACCCUGGCCUGGCAGACAUCAUCGCUGAGAAGAUUGGUGAAGAGUACAUCGUCGAGAUGGAUGAGCUGAAGAAGCUGCUGAAGUUUGCCAACGACGAUGCCUUUAUCCGGGCGGUGGCCAACGUCAAGCAGGAGAACAAGCUGAAGUUCUCGGUCUACCUGGAGAAGGAGUACAACGUGAAGAUCAACCCCAGCUCCAUGUUCGACGUGCAAGUGAAGAGAAUCCACGAGUACAAGCGGCAGAUCCUCAACUGCCUGCAUAUCAUCACCUUCUACAACCGGAUCAAGCGAGAGCCGAACAAGAAGUACACACCCCGUACUGUCAUGAUCGGAGGCAAGGCCGCACCGGGCUAUCACAUGGCCAAACUCAUCAUCAGACUCAUCACUGCCAUUGGCGAGGUGGUGAAUAACGACCCCAUGGUGGGCGAUCGCCUGAAGGUCAUCUACCUCGAGAACUACCGCGUGUCUCUGGCUGAGAAAGUGAUCCCAGCGUCGGACCUGUCGGAGCAGAUCUCCACGGCGGGCACGGAGGCGUCGGGCACGGGCAACAUGAAGUUCAUGCUGAACGGGGCGCUGACCAUCGGCACCAUGGACGGGGCCAACGUGGAGAUGGCCGAGGAGGCUGGAAUGGACAACUUCUUCAUCUUCGGCAUGAGGGUCAAGGAGGUGGAUGCCAUGGAUGUGAAGGGGGGAGGAGAGGGGCGCGGGAAUGGCUACAACGCCCAGUCCUACUACGACCGUCUGCCGGAGCUGAAGCAGGCCAUGGACCAGAUCAGCGGUGGAUUCUUCUCGCCCAACGACCGCGGCCUCUUCGGGGAGAUCGUCAACAUGCUGAUGCACCACGACAGGUUCAAGGUGUUUGCUGAUUACGAGGAUUAUAUCAAAUGCCAAGACCGUGUCAGUGCGCUCUACAUGAAUCCCAAGGAGUGGACCAAGAUGGUCAUCAAAAACAUCGCCACCUCCGGCAAGUUCUCCAGCGACAGGACCAUCGGGGAGUACGCCCGCCAGAUCUGGGGCGUGGAGCCCAGCAAGCACAAGAUCCCACCUCCCAGCGAACCCCGCGAAUGAGGGAGCCACCCACCUGCACCUGCCUCCUCACCCCCCCCUUCACCCCCCACCCCCAGGGUCAGGGCCGUGCGGGGCGAUCUCAGGGGGGAGGGGAGGCGAGGGGGUCCGCUGUCUCUCGGACUUCAACCCCAGCUUUUGUCCCCUCCGGAUCUUUAACGGUUGCAUGCGUUGACAGUGUCGAUCCUUGCCGCCUGCCAGCUGGAAAACCAGCCCCCCCCUCCCCACCCCCUCCCCUCCACACUCCAGCCCAACGAAGGGGAACAGACCAAUGUGCUCCAAUAUCACACCAGCUUAAAAAAUGUCCUUCAUAUACCCCCCCACUUCCU